Messenger RNA from Cyclospora cayetanensis, 1206 nucleotides. RefSeq names its product ras guanine nucleotide exchange factor M. NCBI's taxonomy places the organism in Eukaryota, Apicomplexa, Conoidasida, Eucoccidiorida, Eimeriidae. The transcript has 8 exons. The record is from RefSeq and is a predicted model, not a curated record. Bases 1 to 1206 code for a protein of 401 amino acids.
AUGCUGCGCCUUUCUCAGGAGGGCGCCUGCAACAAGCGGAAGACAACUGUACAGCUCACCAAGGAUCAGCUGCUGGACGACAAGCCCCUGGAAGAACCGCAAGAGAAUGGCGCUUCGGAGGAGCUCAGGGAGGCAGAUCCGACCACCCUGAAAAACAGGCGCCGCCUGAAGAUUGUGCGGACGCACGGGCCUUCUGCGAGUGCCUCUUCGGAGCAACAACCGGCGAAGGAGGUUCUCCCAGAAGCGAGGGUGGGUGAUGCGAGCAACACAGCAGCCGAGGAGGCCGCUAGCUCUGCUUUAGACGGUGCUGAGCGUGAGCUGUUGCCCUCCUCGGACAGGGGAGAAACUGAAGGUGGAAGCGCCAACGGCAGCAGCACCUUCACUACCGGCGCAAGCAGCAGUAGUAGCAACAACGGCAACACCGCCAACGCCACCACAAACAAUGACAGCAGCGUCGGUGGCGGUAACAGCGGGCUAUUCGGAUCUGUAUUGAAGGGAACCUCUUCGUUCAUUAGUCCAUUUGGCUCGCUCAGUGCGUCGGGAUCUUCCUUCUUGCUGCCCUCAGGGGGGUCAGCGGGAAGCGCUUCGCUGUUUGGAAGCCCCCCCCCGGCGACGCCGGCUUCCGAGGCGGAGGAAGCAGAUGCUGCCCCUCCAGAGGAGCCAACCGUCGUGACCACCACUGUUGACAGCAAAGAGGAAGUGAUCUUUACGGACAGAGACUGCCGCAUGCAGUGCUUUGACAUGGAAAAGAAGGCAUGGGCUCCCAAACCACCUCUCGACGGAAAAGUUGACAUUGUCGUACCCAAGGAGGGAGAAGAGGAGGGCUUGCCUAAUGCUCGUAUCUUGUUUUUUGUAAAUCGCACCGGGCGCCUGCGGCUGAACUCCCCCGUGCUGCCUUCUUCCGUUAAGUUUAGGCACCCUGUAGAGCGAGCUGCACUGUCGACUGGAGCGGCGGCAGGAGCCGCUGCCGCUGCCGCCCCCUCAGAAGGGGGCGACGCAGCCCAAAAGGAAGAGCAAAAGGACUUGCCACUCAAGCUAAAUACUGUGGAAUUUACAGGGCUUAAGAUCGAUGCAGAGAACUCCAAGGAUACGACUUUUUAUCGAAUUCGGUUUAGCAGCGACGCGCGCGCAGCCGAGUUUGUUGCCUUGGCAAACGCGAAACAGGAGGAGGCUUCAAAGGCCCUGCACGGCGGCACUAACAAUUAG